AUGGGAGGCGAUUGGAGAACGGGAAAAGUUAGGCUCUUUAAGGGUUUCAUUCGGAACGCCCUUAGUCCUUGCCUGGUUUAUGAUUCCCCGAGCUUUUCUACACCAAACGGUGGCACAGUUUCUGUCGAAGAGUUGCCUUUUGGUUUGGAUGACAGUAUGAUCGACACUGAAACUACCUGUGAGCCCUACGCCCAAGAAUUGUUAGCAGGGGCUCAGGCAAGACAUAAGAUUUUCCACGAGGAGAUCGUCCUCAAGGCUUUUUAUGAGGCCGAAAAGGCUCACAAGGGGCAGAUGAGAGCAAGUGGAGAUCCUUUCCUGCAGCACUGUGUUGAGACAGCAGUGUUGUUGGCCGACGUUGGGGCUAAUUGUACAAUAGUUGCUGCAGGGCUUUUACAUGAUACGCUCGAUGAUUCUUUUAUGGAUUAUGAUCAUAUUUUUCAUAUGUUUGGAGCUGGGGUUGCUGAUCUGGCACGAAUGGUGGUGGUGUGUCGAGCAGACGCCGCUAGGGGGGCUCGCGUAGAGGGCGAUCGCCGGCACUGA
This is a messenger RNA of Musa acuminata AAA Group (dessert banana), 540 nucleotides long. RefSeq names its product probable GTP diphosphokinase RSH3, chloroplastic. Gene Ontology annotation, cellular component: chloroplast. The transcript has a single exon. NCBI's taxonomy places the organism in Eukaryota, Viridiplantae, Streptophyta, Magnoliopsida, Zingiberales, Musaceae. Bases 1 to 540 code for a protein of 179 amino acids. The record is from RefSeq and is a predicted model, not a curated record.